AUGGGCAACGGGCCGGUCGCGCUGUUGGCUCGCUCCGCCGCCUGCAACGUGCUCGCUGCUGUGUUCGUCGUCUUCGCCGCCGGCGCGGCGGCAGCUGCGGACGUUGGUGGGAAGAACGGGAGCUCGGCGGCGGCGGCGGCACGGUGCGACCUGUUCCAGGGGAGGUGGAUGGCGGACAAGUCGUACCCUCUAUACGACGCGUCGCGCUGCCCCUUCGUGCCGGACGUCUUCGACUGCCGCCGCAAUGGCCGCCCCGACGACGACUACCUCAAGCUCCGCUGGUCCCCCGCCGCCUGCCGCCUCCCACGGUUCGACGGGGCGGAGCUGCUGCGGCGGUGGCGCGGGAAGACGGUGCUGUUCGUGGGGGACUCGCUGAGCAUGAACCAGUGGGCGUCCCUGUCCUGCAUGCUCCACGCCGCGCUGCCGCCGGGCGGCGCCGGGCGCGUCUCCUUCGCCUCCGGCGAGCCGGUCUCGUCCGUGCGGUUCCUCGACUACGACGUGUCGGUGGUGCUCUACUACAGCAGGUUCCUGGUGGACGUGGCGCAGCGCGACGGGCUCGGCCGCGUCCUGAUGCUGGACUCCAUGCGCGACGCCAGCGCCUGGCUCGGCGCCGACGUGCUCGUCUUCAACACCUGGCACUGGUGGACUUACAGGGGCGCCAGCCAAGUAUGGGAGUACGUGCAGGAGGGGAACAGCACGUACCGAGACAUGGACAGGCUAGAGGCAUUCUCCAAGGGGCUCUCCACAUGGGCACGCUGGGUGGACGCCAACAUCGACACCUCGCGGACCAGGGUCUUCUACCAAGGGAUCUCCCCCAGCCACUACUCCUCCUCCUCCUCGUCAGAGCAAGACAACGGCGGUGCUGCGGCGGCGGCGGCGGGGAACGGGGGAUGCUACCGGCAGACGCGGCCGCUGCAGGAGGCGACGGACGGCGGCGGCGGCGCGGGGGUGGUGCUGCUGCCGGAGCAGGUGGUGGUGCGCGGGGUGGUGGGGUCGAUGUCGACGGCGGUGUCGCUGCUGGACAUCACGUGGCUGUCGCAGCUGAGGAUCGACGCGCACCCGUCGGUGUACGGCGGGCCGGGGAGGGACGGCAUGGACUGCACGCACUGGUGCGUCGCCGGCCUCCCCGACGCCUGGAACCACAUCUUGUACGCCAUGCUCUAGCUAGCAGUAGCAGAUGAGGCGUGCUUAACCUUAACUACAUAGUUAAU
Messenger RNA from Oryza brachyantha (malo sina), 1211 nucleotides. RefSeq names its product protein trichome birefringence-like 38. The transcript is spliced from 4 exons. Gene Ontology annotation, molecular function: O-acetyltransferase activity. Bases 1 to 1164 code for a protein of 387 amino acids. The record is from RefSeq and is a predicted model, not a curated record. Gene Ontology annotation, cellular component: Golgi apparatus. Lineage: Eukaryota; Viridiplantae; Streptophyta; Magnoliopsida; Poales; Poaceae.